Papaver somniferum (opium poppy) is the source of this 988-nucleotide messenger RNA. RefSeq lists its product as uncharacterized. The coding region runs from base 99 to 596 and encodes 165 amino acids. The transcript has 3 exons. Lineage: Eukaryota; Viridiplantae; Streptophyta; Magnoliopsida; Ranunculales; Papaveraceae. The record is from RefSeq and is a predicted model, not a curated record.
CUAGUACCCGACGCACGAAUUUGAUCCAUUUACUGCGUAUCCCGAUUAGACGUACCGGGCUUUCAGAGAGAGAGAGAGAAGAGAGGAGAAGAAGAAAGAUGUCGCUGGUUGAUUAUGCUUCCAGUUCAGAUGAUGAAGAUGGAAAUAUUAAAGAUAAACAACACGACGUAGCAGAAGAUGGAAACUCUCAGCCUUCUACUGUUCUUGAAGCUCAUCAUCAUAACCAGAGAUCGAUUACUUCGUCACACCAACCACCCGAAAGUUCUUCACAGUCAUUAACACGUCCUAUCGAGAAACUUCCAGAUGCCUCACUACUUCUAGAUUCACCCGCCUUCUCAUCUCAUCAAAUGAGUGGCAAUGAUCACUCGUCUAGAGUUGCAGCUGCUAUGGCAGAGAGUUCAUCACGCAAGAGAGAAUCAAAGGGCUCAGCUUCCACCAAUCCACGAAGUAAGUUUCCCAGAGGGAACUUGCCUAAUACAAAAAGUUUUCCGGAUACUGUUGGCGGUGUGCUAGUUCCCCCUCAGCUCAAAGGAAGGAGCAAUGUCGUUACAGAAGAUAUAGGAAAGCUUUUUGUGAAAACUAAGAAGACAUGCUAAUGGCCCCUCUCAUUAAGGGGUGGUGGUGAUCUCUGAAGUCUGGCUUUCUUUUUGUUCGUUCUGAUGAUAAUAGACAUAGAAAAAGUGUCACAGGUACUCAGACUUCAACUAACAUAAUACACCUGGACUUGAGAAAAAUGGCAGACAAACCUUUUGGUACUUCAUACGUCUGUUAAAUGGUUAGGAUCUGUUUCAUUGUUUAGUUAUUGUCUGAUGUUAACAUGUAUGAAGAAAAAUCUAGUGCUAUUUAGCAGUUCAUUGUCUCGCCAAUCAUGUGCGUAAAUUGUAAAUGAUUGCCUGCUGGGAUGUAUCCAAAUGAAACAUGUGUGAACUUCUGCAAACAUCCAAAAAAACUAGAAGCUGCAGCAUUUUUUUUUUUUUGAAACUGGAAA